GCAACAUAUGGAAAAGGACAUGGAGAGGCUCUAUGGAGGAAUGAGAUUCAAAACAACGACGUUAUGAAGAGUACCACGGCCUAAAUUCUCUUCAAACGUUCUUUUUGGCCAUUGAAAAUGUUUCAAGUAGAAUUUUUAAUUUUGAAAUAACAGACUCUGAUAAAAAAUGCCUGUUGAACGUGUGCCAGUUGUCCACAAAUUUGGGAUCAUCUCACACACUCAGCGUUUAGCUUUGGAGGAUAGACUUGCUAAGAAAUCACUUGCCACCGAACCACCACGCACUUUCUCUAGGACAAGAAGGUUCCCUUAUGAAGUGACAGAAGAUUUUAUUGCCAAGUUCAAUGACAGUAAUGAAGAAGAUAGGAAAGAACUUGAAGGAUUUGCCCUCAAAAUGAUAUCACGAGCCAAAAGAAGAGCUGGUAUCAUGGCUGGGGGGAAAGGAGACCAUGUUGAUUUAGCUAAAUCAUGGACAGAAUUGGGACUAUUAGCACAAUGUUCAAACCAACAAGUACAAGAAGAAUCUCUAGAAUUGCUGAUCACUUCUCUUGGUCAUGCCCCACCAGCUGCAGAUCAGCUUCCUAGCUUGUUUUAUCUUGCAAAAAGUUGUCUUCAUUGGUUGAGAAAGUGUGGAAUAACUCAGUCAUGCUUGAGGACAGCUGAGUUAAAACUCAUCAGGAUGGGUCAUCUGGCUUUUUUGAGAUUGUAUUAUCACAACAUGACACAAGAACUCAAGGAAUAUCAGGAUGAAAAGCACUCCUUACUCCAAUAUCUCUCAGGGUUUCCAGAGGAACAUGAGGAGGCUUACAAAUCAUUUCCAGGUGUUUUGCUUGCAGUCAGAUACAUAAAAGAAGUGGGCCAUCUUAUUUGCACUGGUUGUGAGGAUCCUAAUCAAAAGGAAUCUUUAGCUGUAGAGACUACAGCAGACACAGGAGCAACAACCAAAACAAAGACCACAAACCAGGGUGAACAAGGGGCAACAGCAGUACCUGUAGGGAAUGCCACUGAGGGAGGGAGAAUGGGGCUGCCUUUGUUACUGGAGGAAGAGGAAGAAGAACAGGGUAGUGGAGAUAUGGAGUUCCAUGAGGCUGUGUCUAUCAGCCCCCCUCACAGCCCAGCAGCAGCUAGUACAAUUCAUGACUUGUCACCAACCCUCUGGCAUGCUCUGGAUAUAUGGAGGAGCAUCAUGCAUAGAGGUACUGGGUUGAGACAGGCUUUAGAGGGACUGAGCAUGUGUGGAACAGGCCUGAAUACAGAGUUAUGGAUGGACGUCUGCUGCGCUUUUCAAGUACUCACGGAAGUGUCUAAACGUGAUAUUACUGUUCUGCGCACUUUUCAAGCCUUAGCCGCUGGUAUGUUUACCAAACCAGCAGAGAUAUCAGACGCGCAUGCGCGUCACAUUCACGUUUGCAACAACUGUUUGUCGACAUUAACUGGACACCAGUCCUUAUCAGGCCCAGAUCUACAUGACGAUGGUUUCAAGUUAAAUCAUGAAAAAACUCGAUCAACUUCAGGCUUCUUAUCUGUUAGAAAGACUCCAAGUUUUGUGAAAGGAUUGCGUGACUUUGCUAACCUUGGCCUCGAAAAUGACAAAGCCAGGCAGCCAGAGGAUGAAGCAGAGAGCAUUAAGUCACGCGAUACUUUAAGUGACACAUCUGAGGCAAGUUUCGCUGAUGUAAGUAGUGAGGAAAGUGAAAACCAUGAAAGAUCUGGAUUUGUUCGUGGCAGUUCGACGAGCAACUUGCCAAAAACCUAUAAGAAAACAAGGAGAACAAUUGCCGGUAAAGAUGAAAGCAACUCUGAAUCUGAGGAAGAGAUUGAAAAACCACUAAAAUCACAAAUAAAGAAAUCAAACCAAACAAAAAUUCUGGAAAAGAAAACUGAUGGAUCCACACGAGUACAUGGUGGCAUAGCGGUGCGAUUUAAUGUCAAGCAAACAGAGUUUUCAUAUCCUGGGGGUGGAGUCCCUGCGGCACGAAUGGAGAGAUCAGUUACUAAGGAUAGUCUGUUUAGUGUCCCUGAGACACAGGGUAGCUCUGUUACUCUUCAGUUAGAAGACGAAGAUGACACUAGUAGCGUCAAGACAGGCACGUCACAAUUCUCAAAUCCACCUGGCUUGACGGGGUGGCGCUGGGAACUGGCAUAUCUCUACACAGACUGUAUGACGUCAGUUUGUCUGAAUGGUCAGAGCUCCACCAUCCAGAAAACCGCCCUGCUUGGGAGUGAGGCUAACCGGAAAGUUACCUUAUAUGGUAAAAGAAACGACAUGGUCCGUGAAGGCUUGGGACUCCUAGAUCUGCUUAAAUUGAAUUUUUCUGCGAAUCAAGGUCCCCAGGCUACUCAUAAAGAUUGGAGUUGGAGAGUCAGGUUUGCAGCCGUGCAGGGCCUGGUGCGUAUUUGCCGUCAGUGUAGUGAUGAUGCAACAAAAGACGGAAUACGAGGAGUGGCCUGGAAUCAACUUAUGAAGCAUCAUUCCCAAGAGAGAGAUGUACGUGUCUUGGAGGCCUGGAAAUUAGCUCAGAUUGAAUCAUGUCUUGAUAACAAGAUCCCCUCACUCGAUGUCAUCAACUCUUCGUUUCCUGUCUGGGCUGCGGGCGGCUUGUCGGCCGUUUUACUUCCUUCGCUUCCGCCAGUCGUACCACCCAGCUCUCGCUCCAGGUCCCGAGUACGCACAACUCAGUCAAGACAAGCAGCGCCUGUAGUCAAGAGAGGUCCCAAGCGUCCUUCGUUAAGGCAAGAGAUUCUCUUGGCUACAGCAGCACGUGAGCCUCAACCCGACUAUGACAGCCGCAUGAACCACCACUUAAUGCUGGUCGUAGAGGACCAGUGGAGGAAACAGCUUCAUGAAGAACAGAAGGAAGAGGAAGAACAAAGGAAGAUCGACGAAGCAGCCAAAGUUGAAGUCAUAGUGACGAAGGACAGAAGACGGACUAUCCAGGGGAGGGGUUCGGGUGAUAAUAAAGGGAAGGAGAUGGGACGGAGAAGACUUGAGGAGAGGUCUAGUCAGCAGGUUAUUGAAGAUGACAUGAAAGAAGUGUAAGCAUAGAACGGAAGGUGACUUUGGAUGGGUAACUACUGGAACAGACAAAAUAAUAGACUUCAAAAUGAAAGCGAAACAGAGAAUAGAUAAACUAAGAUGAAAGUCAUACGAAUAAAACCUGAGAAUGUCUGAGGAGCCGAAGAGAACCCUGUGUAGAUAUGACGUGAAGUAUAGCGCGUGGCUUUUUGACCCAUAUCGAUCAAAUUGCAAGCUCUUAAUUAUAUAUCUAAUAUUUUUGUCUUAGACUAUUGUGCUGUUUUGAAGCAUCUGUUUGUUAAGAGUACCACGUUUUCGUUGCCAGAUAGACCAAAUAAAGUCAGUCACCUGACAGAUAAAUACUCCUUAAAAACAGUGUUAUAAUUCAUUGAAGUCACAAGUAGGCGGAAGGAAGGCUCCAUCAGACAUUCCCGCCGUUUUUAUCGAGCAAGUAUUUUUCCUCUGAAGCCAGAUUUAUCGGUGAUUUCUCAAUGACAGUCGGAAAGAAACCAUAGGGAAAUUCAAAGAA
Pocillopora damicornis (cauliflower coral) is the source of this 3542-nucleotide messenger RNA. RefSeq lists its product as uncharacterized. The record is from RefSeq and is a predicted model, not a curated record. NCBI's taxonomy places the organism in Eukaryota, Metazoa, Cnidaria, Anthozoa, Scleractinia, Pocilloporidae.